This is a messenger RNA of Metopolophium dirhodum (rose-grain aphid), 3476 nucleotides long. RefSeq names its product E3 ubiquitin-protein ligase MSL2 (gene msl-2). Bases 351 to 1370 code for a protein of 339 amino acids. Gene Ontology annotation, cellular component: MSL complex. Lineage: Eukaryota; Metazoa; Arthropoda; Insecta; Hemiptera; Aphididae. The transcript has 3 exons. The record is from RefSeq and is a predicted model, not a curated record. Gene Ontology annotation, molecular function: ubiquitin protein ligase activity.
UUUACUGAUUGUACCCGCGACGCCGCGACGGUGAUUACAGUUAUUAGAAUAAUACAAAAAUACGAAAUACAAAACACAAAUUACUGACUAUUGUCUAUUACGGACCGUUGUAAACUUGUAAACCUCGUAUCUGUCAUAUUAUAUUUUUACACCUUAAAUAGUUUUAAAUUUAUUAAUAUAUGUGUAUUGACUACUGUAUCAUAACACGAAUUUACAUUAGUUUUUUUGAAAAAAACACUUGGUGGUGGAGCGGAAUCUAUUUUAUAAUUUCAAUAAUCACUUACAAACAACGUUUCGGUUUGGUGCUACAAUUUAGUAAACAGUAAGUGAAUUUUAUAUGAAUAAGUGCGAUGGACCUAAUGGAAUGUUACUUAUCGACCAGCCGGAUCGUACUGCAAGCCAAGAGCACAGAUCCAUUGACUUGGCAAAAAUUGCACUCAUUGUUACCAAUAUUACAUGAGCAUCUAUCUUGUCAGGUAUGUCAUAAGCUGGUCGACCGACUUAAUCCCUAUUUAAACGGAUACGCAUGUACAGUGUGUGUGAAUCACCAGAUAACCGAAAACCCAUCUAGUGCGAUAAUACAAUGCUACAAGAAACUGUGUGCUUAUAUACAUAGCUCGCCACUGUAUAAAGUUAUGUGCACAAGAGUUGAAGACAAACGGUUAGUCGAAUUAGUAACCGAAGUUAUUGGUCUACCUCGAUCAAUUAACGGUUACAGUGGAAUGGUAAAUGGUUCAGUGACUAAACAAGAAAUAAACAAAGAAGAUAGUGAAGACGAUAUUACGUUAAUGGUAAAUGGUACAAUGAAUAAACAAGAAUUAAAAGAAGACGAUAGAAAAGACGAUAACACGUUAAUAUCGUCAUCAGAUAUUCAAUUGUCCACUGAAAACCAAACACCAGAGGAUUAUAUUAACUACCAAAUAUUUGAUGUACAAUCCCAAAAACACAAAAUUCAAAAUCAAUCUCUAAUCAACAAUAUUCCUAAAAAGAAGAAAAAUGAACGCCGUUGGGGCUGUCGAUGUGGUAAUGCUACAACUACUCCUGGCAAGCUAACAUGUUUUGGACAAAGAUGUCCCUGUUAUACAGAACAAAAACCUUGUGAUCAAUGCAAAUGUAGAGGGUGCAGAAAUCCUAGACAAAAGAGGUCUAAUAAUGAUGACAACUUGGAAAUAGAUCAAAUACGUCGGAAACCAGUGACCUUAGAAUUAGUAUCUUCACUCAAGCCUUCUUCACAUAAUAAUAGCAAUACGGCAUUUAGUUCUUAUACAAUGCAUGAUAUGUUGCAGUUUUCUUCACACAGUCAACAUUUCGAUCAAGGUGGGACUGAAGACAAUCUUGGACAUGUGAACUCUAUUUUCCAUUCUCCUUGAAUAACCAUCAUUGAACAUUUUUAGGUGUAACUAGUGUUGUAUGCUAUCUGAAAGAAUGGUGGUAUAACCUUCCGUAAAAUGGGGUGAAUUCAGACACGUAGGGUGAUUCCGGACAAUACCAUGUUCACACACAAAAUACCACAAAAUUCAACUUUUAAAAAAAGUGUGGACUUCAAUGAUGUUAGUAUUAUUUUUUGCCAUGUGAUUUCAGCAUACUUACAGAACAGGUAUAUUUUUUCAUAAUUUUAGAAACAAUAUAUUGAGUUUAAAUUUUUAAAAAACGUUAAAAUCUGUUCAUAGUUACCCCAUUUUACGGUACAUUUUAAAUGAUUAUUAUAAUAGACUCUUAGGAUCUUAAAUCAUUUUUUUUUUAUUUGAUAUCAGCAUGUAUUAUUGAACUUUCAUACAUAUUUAAAGGUUACUUUGAAGUCUUAAAAUAAAUUGAAUACUAAAGUUUGAAUAACCGACCCUAAACAUUCUUAUUUAAGCGUUUUAUCAUGAAGAGUCUAUAUUUCAAACUAGAACAAAUAUUGUAUAUUAUUUUUUAUAAUUUAUAACUCAUAACACAAAGUAUUAACUUUUAAGACUCAAUAUACCAAAAAAUACAUAAUUAACAAUUAGGUAUAAACUCAUAACUAAAAUUCUUUAGGUAUUAGGUUUAAAUAAUAAUAAUAUCACACUACUAAACUAUUUACUGUAGGAAGUGUAGGUAAAAUGUAGCAUACAACACUAAUGUAUUACCUACCCAUAGGUACAAUACAACACCAGUAACAGUACUACCUCUUUAAGAGGACGUAACACUGAUAUUUGUUGUCUCCGUCUUACCAGUGCGUAACAUAGCAAACUUACGCUCAGCAGAACACUUGUAGCUUCAUUAGUUCAAACAUAAGAGUGAAUACCUAUUAUGAAACUUGAUGGAAAGAACAUUAUCUGUGUUUGUACGUUGGUUUUUACGAUAAUUCAGUUUUUAAGUGAGUUAUGAGCAUUUUUAAUUUACGGUAUAUUAUAUAUGAAUAACUUGCUAAAAAGUUAACUAUCGUAAAAAACAUACAAACAUAGAUAAUAUUUUACCAUCAAGUUUCAUAAUAGGUUAUUUCACUCUAAUUUUUAAACUAAUGAAGCUACACGUGUUCUGCAGAGCGUAUAUUUGCUAUGUUACGCACUUGUAAGACGGAGACAACAAAUACCAGUGUUACGUCCUCAUAAGUAUGAGCAAUAAUAUUUCGCGCCAGGAGAGAAAAUGACCGUUUUGCACAUGCAAAAACUAACGGCAGAGACUGGUUCAAGGCCCCAUAUCCCCCACUUUGAGCUGCAACGGUAUAUACCCUGUUUAAAAUGAGAAGCCACCAGAUUUAUGUAAGAAAACUGGUUUAGACUAAGGCCGCUUAGUGGCUUCUUAUUUUGAACAGGGUAUAGAUUGUAUAUUUAUAUAUUAUAGUGUCAUGCGUUACCGAACGUACCAAACAUUAACUAGCUGUUGCCAUAGAGUGGGGGAUGUGCGGGAUCGGACGUGUUUUGGAUAGGUUGAUUGUUGAUUGUAUAUAUUCCGAAAAGGUAAUUCUAAGUAUUGUUCUACUAUUUUAACUAAUAAAAUAAAUUAACAGAUAUUUUAUGUAAGUCUAUUAUAUGGACAUAUUGUAUUGUAUUUGAAAAAAAUGUUACAGAAUUUCCAUCAUCUAUUACAAAGUAUAAAUUUAUAACAUUUUGUUAUAAAUUAUCAUAGUAUAAUAUAUAUUUAUACCUAUUAACUAGUUUAUUCGAAUAUUGUGUGAUUUAAUUAUAAUAGUUAAAAUACAAAAUCUUUAAAUAAUAUAUGUACAAAAUUCUCAGGUCCCCAAUGAUUGCUGCAUUACCUGAUACAUCAUGCCAGCAUUGCCUGUAAUAAAUACUGUAAUAUUAAUUUGACUAAUUUGAGAUCUAUUUCUUUGUCGUCAAUAUGUAUAUAUUUUUAUUUUUCCCAUGGAAACCUUUGAACAAUUGUUGAUAUAAUAUUUGUUAAAAUAAUUCUUAUUACUAUAAUUUUAUGUUGUCUUACAAAAUGUGUGUAUGUGUAACUAUUGUACAAUGUCAAAAAAUAAAGUUUCAUUAAUAUCACAUAAACACUUA